Messenger RNA from Aspergillus viridinutans, 273 nucleotides. RefSeq lists its product as uncharacterized. Lineage: Eukaryota; Fungi; Ascomycota; Eurotiomycetes; Eurotiales; Aspergillaceae. The transcript is spliced from 2 exons. Bases 1 to 273 code for a protein of 90 amino acids. The record is from RefSeq and is a predicted model, not a curated record.
AUGGACAACGAUCAAGAAUUCAAUGGAAUUCGUUUGCAGUUCGCCCUCGACGGCACUGCCGUCGCCAUUCUGUGCUUCUGUUUUCUGCUUAUGGCGCUUCCGCGCUCACCAGUUGUAAGGGGGAUAACGCACCACAUGUAUGGUGAUACCGGCCACUGCCCUGGCUGCAGGUGUGCGUGCGUGACUGCGGGACCGACCGCCCCCUCCUCCUCCAACGGCGACGACGAAGAUGAAGACAAGGAGGACGAUGGCAAUGACGAGGAAGGAGGGUAA